Molecule: messenger RNA, 8979 nt
Organism: Lethenteron reissneri (Far Eastern brook lamprey)
Lineage: Eukaryota; Metazoa; Chordata; Hyperoartia; Petromyzontiformes; Petromyzontidae
Product: myocardin-like
Biological process (GO): smooth muscle cell differentiation; positive regulation of transcription by RNA polymerase II
Cellular component (GO): nucleus
Molecular function (GO): transcription coactivator activity
Source: RefSeq, a predicted model, not a curated record
GCUGUCCGGCGCCGCUGAUCUCCCCCUCCACGCUCUCCUCGUCUGCCGUCGUCGUCCUCGUCGUCGUUAUCUCUCCGGCCAUCCCUCCUCCCCGCCCAACACCGGCGUUUGUCGGCCACGCGCAGAUCGUCUCCGUGCCGCGGUGACACUGCCCUGCCCUGGGGUUGGCUCCGUGGGACGCCAAGGCAGUGGGUGUGCACGCAAGGUGAUGAAUCGUGGGUUCGUUAUUUUGAACCUGAGACAAAGCGUCAAUGGAGUGGCGUCUUAAAGGAUCUCCAGCCAAGAAGGGACUCGAGGCACAACCUUCUGCUGAAAAAGUCAUGCACAUUGCUCGUGGUGACGUCUGAACUCUUUGUCGGCCUCUGGCUCUGCAAGUCGUGGGGGUCCUGAUUGCGAGUCCAGCCUGAGAAAGUCUUUCCACCAAAGGAGUCCCAGCGCUGUUUGCGCACAGACAAAGCCGGCCACUCCGCUCACGACGGAGCAGGCGGGGGACCGCAAGCCGCCCCCCUCCACGGCCCUGUGGGGGGCCGAGGGAGGGGGUGCCGGGGAUCCCGCGGAUUCCGGGGAGGCCGUUGCGGGUGGUGGUGGCGGCGUGGCGGCAGGACUGGCGCCCAGCCCCCAGAGCGAGGCCGUCACCAGCGAAUUCCGCGAGCUCUCGCUCACACCUGCCCGCAGGAUGAUGAUGACGCUCAACGAGCGCCGCAACGAGCCGGAUAGAAAACAUCAGGAAACAAUACCGCAUCGUUUGAUCGAAAUCAACAAAGGUGGAGGGCACCGUUGGCAGAUGAACAAAUUUGUGGAUAAGAGGCGUUGUCAUCCCAUUGUCCACGUUUAUUCUGCCCAAGUCCACCUCUCCCUUGAAAAGGCCUGGCAAGCAAGCAAAAGCACAGGAUUACGGAACAUGCUGCAGCUGAAGCUCCAGCAGCGCAGGACUCGCGAGCAGCUCGUGGACCAGGGCAUCAUGCCGCCGUUGAAGAGUCCGGCUGCAUUCCACGAGCAGCGGAAAAGCCUGGAGCGCGCAAGGACCGAGGACUACCUAAAGCACAAAAUCCGAAGCAGGCCGGAGCGUGCCGAGCUGGUGAAGAUGCACAUCCUGGAAGAUACCUCGGCCGAGCCUUCACUGCAGGCCACGCAGAUGAAGCUCAAGCGAGCGCGGCUCGCCGACGAUCUCAACGAGAAGAUCGCCCAGCGCCCGGGGCCCAUGGAGCUGGUGGAAAAGAACAUCCUCCCAGUGGACUCAACCCUCAAGGAGGCCAUCAAAGUCGGUCAGGUGCAGUACCCAAAGACGUCGGACAUCUUCUCGUACGCCGACGACGACAGCAGCGACGCGCCGUCCCCGGAGCAGCCGGCCUCGCAGGAGUCGCAAGCGUCUUCGGUGCCUUCCCCUCCGGAGCUCAAGCUCCCCGAGUCGCUGUCGCCCGUCGCCUCCGCGACCAUACAAUACCUGCCACUGCUGCCAAGCUCAGUGGAGACAUCAAAGCCCCCGGCCGCUGUCAUGGCACCACAGCAGCUGCCGCCGCCGCCGCCGCCGCCUCCGCCUCCACCUCCACCUCCGCUUCCUCCACCUGUACCCCAGCCAACAGUCAACCACAACCAGUCGUCCCCUGGGCAGAUGACCACUCCGAGCAAGUCCAUGCCCACGCUCAUUAAAAACCAGGGCAAGCCAGGCUCUGACAGCAAGAGCCGCAAAAAGUCCAAAGAUCCCAAGCCGAAGGUUCGCAAGCUCAAGUACCAUCAGUACAUCCCACCCGACCAGAAGCUGGAGAAGGCAGCGCCCCCCAUGGACGUGGCGUACUCUCGCUUGCUGCAGCAACAGCAGCUCUUCUUACAGCUGCAGAUCAUGAGCCACCAGCAGCAGCAGCACUACAACUAUCAAGCCAUCCUGCCCGCCCCGCCAAAGUGUGACGCGAUGAUGAACGGUUGCACGCUAGAGCAGAGAGGGCUGGGCAGCAGCAUGAGCGGCUCCAUUUCCUCGCUGUCAUCGAUGCCGUCCCUCUCGUCGGCUCCUCCUCGUCACACGCCCAGCCCGGCGCCGUCUCAGCCGGCAAAACCCGGCCUUCUGCCAUCCAACCUGGAAGAACUCAAGGUGUCGGAGCUACGGCAGGAGCUGAAAUCCCGAGGGCUGCCCGUUUCUGGCACCAAGCCUACGCUGGUGGAGCGCUUGAGGCCCUUCCAGGACCCGAACUACAUCGCUCCGUCCACGUCUGGCUCGUCCGGCAUCCCCGCAGUCGUGACGCUGUCCAGCAUGGCAGGGGACGGCCUCUCGCAGUGCUUCCUCAGCAGCGCCACCGUCGCCACCUCCCCUGCGACCAACAGCAGCCGCAGUGGCCUCAGUGGCAGCAGCAGUGGCGGCAGUGCCGGCUUCUCGCCAGAGCUAAUGGGUGCGGGGGGGAAUUACUGCGGUGGCAGCGGAAGCACGCCACCCAUCUCUCCGGCCGUCUCCGAGCAGAGCCUGAUGAGCACGGACUUCGGCAGCUUUGCAGACCCUUUCUCCGACUACCCAAUGUCUCCGCAGGCGGCAAACAGCAUGGCCUCGUCGCUGCAUCUGUGCUCUCCACCUCUGAUCGCCAAGACUGAAAUGGAUGAAGAUGGCGGCGCGAUGACUGCCAGUGGUUUUGGCGGUGGGGAAAAGGAAGGAGGAGGGGGGCAGGCCAUCGCCUCCAGCAAUGCAUCCAUCUUAGCUUCUGCUGUCAAGGUGGACGUGGAUGAAAAGGACAAGAUGCUGCUGGAAAAGCAGCGCAAGAUCGAAGAGCUGACGCGGAUGAUAGAGCAGGAGCAGCGGCAGCUAGAGGAGAUCCGCAUGCAGAUUGAGCGGGAGAAACAUACUACUCAGCCCAGCUCCGCUGCACCCGGCUCGGCCUCACAUAAUUUUUGUGAUGGUGGUCACAACACUAACUCCUCCACAAAGCAUCUUGAUACAGCUGGGCUCCAGGGUCAUGGAUGUGCCACGGCAAAACAACAGCUAUCGCACAUCGCUGCACCCCCGAUGAUUCACCUGCAGCCUCAACAGUCCAGUCCCGGAAAGGGGCAGCAGCAGCAGCAACAACAACAACAACAGCAUCAGCAGCAUCAGCAGCAGCAUCAGCAGCAGCAUCAGAAGCAGCAGCAGCAGAUUUUUGCGAUAAAACAAGAGGCACCAUUUAUGAGCUGCGCGCAGUUUGGAUCGUGCAGCAAUGGGCAGCAGUUGACUCACAGUCACAGUGACUCCGCCCUCUCUUCUUCACCCAAAAAUAUGCUGCUGAGCCACACGGCCCCUCCGUACAAAGCUCUGGAGAUGCUGCAGCACAACCAGAUUCAGAGCGGCCACAUGCAGCGCAGCCAGGUGCACGGCAGCCCCCAGCACGGCCCGGCGGGGCUGUCCCUCGGAAUGGCCGGCGCCGCCCAGGCGAGCGGCGACUCCUCCCCGUCCCACACGACGCAGCAGAGGGAGCUCACGGCCUCCCCGUCCAAGCCUUGCAUGUUGACUGCUGGUGAAGUUCAUGUGCAGCAGAUGGCCGAUGGCUUCACGCACGGCCACAUGGCAGGACAAGCCCAGGGCCAUCCUGGAGCAGCUGGCACACAGGGCAUGGCUCACAAGGCAGCCAGCCCACAGGACGGACUGCUCUUCCACUCCCCCUCCAGUCGCCAGCACCAGUCCAAGGUCCUAAAGCACACUCUGCCCAUGUUCACACCAACCUCCAUGGCGGGCUCACUCUUCUCAUGCCCAACUGCGCCGCCUUCCCUGCAGCCGUUCUUUACCGUGGAUGGAAAACGGCCGGGCUGCCUGGCGAAUGGGACAAUGUCGGCAAAGUCGAUCUCGGUGCCGGAUUCGCUGCACCAAGCCGGCUUCCACAUGCACCACGACCACAUGUUCUCUCCGAUGGCGCCGACCACGGCUUCGAAACACCGGCAGCCUCCGUCGUACGCGGACGCGGUUCUUCAGGCCAAGAACCAGCAUCACCAGCAGCAUAGCUCUAGGAGUCAGCAGAUGGAUGAAGUUUUGGACCUCCUCAUUGAGAAUGGAGAGAUGCCAGCUCAUGCCAAGGAAGAUCCUCCUCCCACUCCAAAGUUAGGCUCCUCCGGGACAUCGAUUUCGGCCAUGAGUAUCGCAAAUUGCUCCCAGUCACCGUCCGAGCACAACACUCACCACACGCACGGCGCCACCAGCGCCAGCAGAGACAGAGACCGAGAGAGCGACAAGCAACUGGAGGACCUCCUGUCGCAGCCCGACACGUCCUCCAGCCUCUUCAAGAUGGACUCGGACGGGGAACUCGACCCCUUUCCCAUGCUGGAGGACUUCCCGUCUGCAGACGCCACCACGGGGGGCCUGGGCCCGCCCACGGGCAUCCUCGAGUCGCUGGACACGCCGCUGUCACCCAUGGACACGGGCCACGCCGUGCUGUCGCUGGGCGAGGAAGGGCUGGACAUGGAGUGGGCCGAGCUGACCAUGCCGGACUCCAACUCAGGUCUUACCCCGCUAGGAGUCAAUUCGCCCAGCCUCUUUUCUACAGACUUCUUGGAUAGCGCAGACCUAAGCCUGAAUACGCCAUCCGACUUAAUAUUCUGAAGGUCGCCCACAGCCCACACCCAAAUUUAAGCAUUUUUGAUGGUAGGGCUCUUGAACUUUGGUCGAAAACUGCACACGUAGCUCUAAAGCCAAGCGCAAUCAACUCAUUCAUUCGUAAGUGCUGAGAAAUCAUUGGUGUUGUCUGCAACUCCACAGACAUCAGUCCUGUGCCUGCUACUGCUGCUGCUGCUGCUGCAUGUGUUCACUGCGAUGAUGGAAAGCGGCCAUGGUAUCUAUGACCGCUAUUCGUGAUGCAUGCCUCUAGCUCUGCAGCCCGGCCCGCUGCGAUAGAGACCACACGUCGCUCCCUCGGGGUAAACAAAAUUUGCAUCACGCACACUUCCAGUUUCUAUUGUUAUGUACAUAUUAACCAAAUAUACUCGAUUUCAACAACUGCAUUUUUUUUACAUUAUGUAUUGAAUGUUAAGAUAUACUUAUUAAAAUAUUUACCGAUUUAAUUCAUCAAUGUCUAUGGACAGGGUAAAGGACAAAGUUCAAUCAGUGAUGAUUAUGAUGGUGGUGGUGGUGGUGGGAAAUGUAAAAGUGUAGAGCUGGGCAUGGAGGGGGGCAUUAGUUAUUGUUUCUUUUAAGUUGCUUACCGCGCAAUUUAGUUUCGUGCUGUUCAUUAAAAGAAUGCCAUAGGUACCGAACAAUUUGGCUGUAGACACGUUGUUUCGCUCGGUGUUGGGACUGCUCAGGAUUGUGUCAUUUUUAAAGCAGUCUCCUUGCUUCAUGAGCUGGUGGGGGCUGCUGUGAGCAGCUCUCUCCGCCUCCAGCUCCCACUUGUGAAGGCAACGCUGAAUGUAGUUUCCCAGAACCCAUCUCACCCCGUUAGAGAAGAAGUUGCUGCGUCGGUGAACUCGAGCUCCUUGUGAACAGCCUCGGUGGAACUGCAAUGCCGUGGGAUCUUUCACUUCAUCGUCACCCGGUAGCGCCUCAUUGCAGUCGACGUAAAUCCACCGAAACACCAAAAGUGCAGAAACUAUGUUUCGUUGAAACGCCGCAGAUGUUGUAAUAAAUCUGGCUGAAGCAAGGAGUUGUAUUUAAAUUAAGAUCCGCUUUUGAUAUACUUCAAACAAAUUAAUACGCUGUGGUAAUGUUAAGCAUUCAUGAGAUACUACCAUGCUGUAAUCGUUAGUACAGCUGUACUUGCAAAACCAAGUUGAAUGUCAAGGGAUUUGUGUGCAGGCUUUUGGCGACCCUGCUGAGACCACAAACUAAAUCUUGAGAGCAUGCUUUAAUCACGUGAGGUUGAAAACUGGAUUCAACACCUGUGGUGCAAACUCAGUGCUCUGACCUCUGAACCAUGAGGGUGACCUCCUGCUAAGCAUUACUUUCUGGAUAUCAAUAUUGACUGGUGCUUGCUUCAUAAAGGACCACACCCAUUGGUGGAGCUGGACAUGUAAUAAUAUGCGUUGAUCUGUCUGUACAAGUGUUGGUUUCCUUACUGAUGAAUAGAGCAGUUUUGUAUUGAUGAGCGCUUCACGGAGAGACUGGACGGCAUAUUUCAGACUUCUACUUUAACGAGCACACUGUCACAGUGUGCUGCGAAAUCAUCACACCGCGUAAAUCACGUUUCUUCGCCUUUCAUCCCAUUGCCGUCACGAGCUCACGAGUGAUUUUUAUUUUUUGAACCUUGUAACUGGAUUUGUAAGACGUUGACAACGGAGUAAUAGGUGUAGGAAAGUGCUGUACGUUUUGUUUUUUGUUCAAUUAAUUUGUUAGAGAUAUACUUUAGAACACUCAGUAAAUGUACAGAAUGAUAAAAAAAAUCUUUUUUUUUAUUAUAUAUAUUUGUAUUGCAUUAAAUAUGCCAUCUUGGUUUCAUGUAGUUGCUGGUAGUGAUAAUAUUGUGCAGCUGGUUAGCUUGGCACACUGUUUAGUGGAUCCCCCCCCCCCCCCCCCAUCUGCAGGACAUUUUUUAAAAGAACAUAUAUUAACCUGGGUAUUUGGAAAACACUUUUUUCUUUAGGUUACAUCUCGAUAGAUAUGUCAAUGCCUUGGCCCUGUGUUUAGAGAGAUGUAUGUACAAUCGGGCUGCUGCUGUUUAGAGUCGGUGUUUAUUGGUCCGUAGGCUUUGCAACACCAUCGUACACUUGAGAGCCAGUCGCUUACAUCAUCAUCGUGUUCUUCAGGGUCCAACGUGCAGUGCACCUUUUUUUGUCGUAGCCAAAUGCUAUAGUAAUGUUGGAGGGGGGAGAAAAAACAUGCAGAACUACGCUCCCUUCCAACAGACACUGCCAUAAUUGCACUUUCACAUGCCGCUGCUGUAACACGAUUGGUCCAAACAAUGCCCCCAGGGUCAAGCGGAAAACGCGUUGCAUCCAAUCGGUGGCGCGAAGAGAGUACGAAUGGGGAAGAGAGGAGUAUUCAUGGCGGUGCUGGCAGCAGUCACACCACGAUUGCUGUUUCUCCCAAAGUUCAGGGGUGAAAUUAGUUCCUAGGAUGGUCAGUGUAGGCCCAGAAUUUUACAUUGGUCAGAGUCGCUUGCUUUCGUGUUGCUUUCAGUUUAUUUGUGUAAUUCCUACCCCGUAGGUAUAUUAGUAAUGCUUGUAGUUGAUAAAGGAACGUGUUUAUACGAUGCAGAAUGGGUUCAAAACGCCCAAUUACAUAUUUCUUCUCAUUUGCGGCUUGAGUUAUGUAUAUUUUUUGUCUCCAAGGCGUACAGUAUCAAUGUUUUUUUUGUUUCACAUUAAACUGGAGUGGAAAAGCCUCAAACACGAUGCGACUCUAGCAAUCUACCAGGACAAGCGGCAUUCUCUGUUUAAACUUGCUGCAAGUUAUAACUUGAGCUCUUUACCGCAUACUUUACAAAGAAUGUGAUGAUUCUAUUGGAACCUCCUGCAUUCUGUGCUGGGCUCCGGGCCAGCCAACCCAGAGGGCAGUGGAACGUCAAAUAACCAUCGCGGUCCACGUGGAGUGUACCGGUUUGAAUAUCUUAAGAUCUCUGCUGCUCAGAUCCUACAUCUUAGUACUUUUGUGAUGGAUAAAAUGCAAGACCAUUAUUUGAGCAUCAUUUAUCCUUUUCCUGUUGAGCAGCUGUAUUUUCCCAUGUCUGAUGGGUUUGGCAAAGUCACGAUUCAUUUAAUUAAAUUAGAUGAGAUGUGGUUUCUGGACACAGCUUAAAAUUAAUGGCAAUAGUAGAAUGGUUAUGAGCACGACAGUAUUUGAAGGUGUUGGUAAUAUAAUUAGCGUUAGCUUGCACUUUGAAGGAAAAACAGGUAGCCUGUAUGCUCUGGUGAUUGGUGGAAAAUAUCUCGUGAUGAGGGUUAGAUAUGCACAUAUUGGGUGGCAGUGUAUGUAUGUUGAACUUCUUUCGCACCGUACAUAGCCAGCCGUGUUAAUCGGAAGAGCGGGGGAAGGACAACAAACUAAACACAAAAACCAGCUCUACAGAAAUGAGUUUUCCCAUCGACAUUUAAAAUUCCAUAGCUCCGGUGGCUUCUCUAAAAUGGCACAUUAUGAAAAACUGAAUUGUUGGCUUGCAGAGUGUCGAAUCAUUACCCCUCGCUUGUGGGUUGAUGUCCCUCAAGCACGGUACGUGGGGAACGUACAAUUUACCUGCCUUGUGCCCUUCAGUGACGACAUGCCUCGCGUUUGACGAACUAAAUUGUUCCCCAUCCUUGGCAAAUGAAUGUUCGAUUCCAGCUUUAAACAGCCACGAAUAACCCUGUGGUGGCACCCUGUGUUACAGCACUGUUUGUAUUGUAAUCCCACCCAAUUACAAUAAGUAUUAAUCACUUAUUUGUCUGCAUCAAGCCAUAAUAGACUCAAAAGCAUGUUCUCCGGUAUGACGCAUUAUUUACCAACAGCAUGUGGACAGAACAGGGAGCUCAAUCUCUCAGAAAGUAUUGCUGACAAUUAAUCAGUUGUCAAUCUGUGGCAUCGUUGCAUUGGGAUUAUUAUGCAUGUUUACAGAGCGUAAAUUUAAUUAACCCGUUUAGAAUAGCUGAGCACAAAAGCAUGAGUUUAGUCAUCACGAUGGGAUGAGUUGAACGGGCCUCCGUCUCCCUUCAGCACUCUGGAACCACAACUGAGUUCUGGCCAUGCACAACAUCAUGACCCAUGACCCCACGACGUGGAAUCUCUGUCCGAAGCUUUCAAAGCUCGUACAGGUGUUUAACGAGUAACACAAAGAAUGUAACAGUUAAAGGCUCAAACGCGUAAUAAUGCAACCGCCGAAUAUAACCGUACAAACAUCCCCUGACCGAGCAGAGGUGAAGGGAGUGUGGAAGCGGGUGCCGCACACCGGCUGCUCGAGCAACCCAGCUCAACGUAAACACUCGCGCGUCUCGCGGUCUACAGAACAACUGCGGACGCGCUCCCUUACAUCUCGAACCCCCCCCCCCACCCAAGGAGGUGGGUCCAAAAUUAAAGUUUCAAGAAACUGCUUCAAGCAAAGCAAGGGGUUAUUCUUUGGUUCUUUCGGUAAA